AACCUCGCGCAUAACUUCAAAACCAAUACGUUUCUCAUCCUUUUUCCAACCGCAGUCAUUCUUAUUGAAGCAUUCCACUGCUAUCUAGGCUUUGCAUCUCUCCGUAUCACUGAACCCCAAUUAUUAUUUUAUUGAUUCCUAGCUAUGUUGAUCCGCUAAUUAAGCCUCUAACUGCGCUUGACUAAAGCGCAAUUCUUGAACCUGUACGAAUUAUGGACUGGGAUCGCAACCGAAGAUUCGACGAUCAUCGCGGUGGAGAGAGCUAUCGCCCUGGGAGUUCGAGAGGGUAUAGUCGUCGCAGUAGAUCGCCUCCACGAAUCCGCUCCCCUCGCCUUGUUGCAGAUACUUGGGUACCAUCAACUGGGCGAACUUACAACCGUGUCAGGAGCCGUUCUCCGCCUCCUUUUAGACGCCGCUCCUCGCGAAGUCCUCCCUUUUAUAGCAGAGAUAGCUUUGGCCCGUAUGUCAAGUCGUACUCCUCUUCUCGAAGAUUCUCGCCUCGCCGAGAAGGAAGGCCUCGAUCUCCUGCCCAGCUCUCUAGACGCCCUAGAUCCCCGUAUGGUGAGGAUCGUGACCGCGAUACUUCUUGGAGUCAGGGUACACCAAAGCGCCCAAGGGAUUCCCCACCCUUCAGUCGGGACGCUGGAAUUUUUAGAAAAGAGCGUCACCCUCCAUCUGCCGACCAACACGCGAGAUCUGGCUCACCCUCGAGACAUAUACUAUCAUCUGAAGAAGAUCAACGAACUUCAACCACACCGCGCCCUCGCAGCCCCUUCUACGGAGGACGCAGAGAACCUCAUUUAGAGCGAUUUUCUAGGCCGAGACGACGAUCGCCGUCUCCAAGAGGUCUCGCACCUAAGCGUACUUCUGCUCCUGGUUCCGUGUCCAAUUCGAGACGGUCAUCACCGCAUACGGAAAAGGCCGGCAUAGUAUCAGCCGAUCCCCGAGGCCGCUCGCCUGCUACUAACCACCUCCCGAGCCGUUGCCUUUCUAGAGACUCAGGCCCCCCCUCGAGCCAGGAUGAGCGUACCGCCAUCACUAGGCACAGGGUAGAUGAAUCCAAAGGAAAGAGUGGACCAUUUGCACCCGAGCAAGCAUCGGCGAGAAAUCACCCGGAUUUAGGGGAUUCUGGAUCAUUACGAGCCCCCGAUGUUCAAGGGAGACCUCAGAGCUAUCUCAAUCCUCCGUACAGCGGUAACAUUCCAAAUCAGCCAAAGGCAUUCUCUGUAAGCAAUUCACCGCUUCCGCCCGGUCCACCGCAUGGCCCCAAAACUCUCCCAGCUCAAAAUCGCGCCUCAAAUAUUUCCCUUCUUUCCGCACCGACUCGGCCCCGUGGAAGUUCGGGGUUUAAAGAGGCUGGGUGGGCUAGUUCUCCGAUCCGUCGCGGACCCGUGCCAGUUGGCACACAUGGAACACCAACUGGCCCGCGUAGUAGUCAUGCACCACCGGCCUCCAGUGCCGAAGCUCAUCGCCAUCAUUCCUAUCGGCAGAGCAGUGUGACGGGGACAACUUAUACCCACACUCAGAGAUAUGCUAAUCACCUUGCCGGCCUGCGUUCUAUUAUACCUGGAGGUAAGCUCCUUCCGUCUGAGAUUGAUACCAACACAGAAAAACGCCUAUCCCAACUCGACUCGGACAAGGGUCGGCUUUUUGAGCAAAUAACAGAAAGCCAAAAGCUAAAGAGGGCGGGCUUGAGGGAAUGGGAUAAAUUCGAUAGAGAAAGCUCUAUCUGUGCUUUAAAAAGUGAGCUGGCGGAGGGCCAUUUGCAGUGUAUAGCAGAUACCGAAGGCACUCAUGCGAGGGCAACAUUCUAGAAUGUAACUUACCAGCUGUCAUCGCGAUCAUGCCCCUGGCAUCUUCGUGCCAACGGCGAAUAUUUAUGGAGAUUGUGAUAAGGCUUGGGUGGAGUGACAAAUCACGAGCUUAUGAGGAUUGCACUGUACUAGAACCCGAAGUAUGUAUGUAAUAGCAUUGCUGAAUGAUUAUCCUUCCUCUACAUACUCGAGGUAAAGAGCUAAAGGCCAUUUAUUAAG
Messenger RNA from Aspergillus ochraceoroseus IBT 24754, 2033 nucleotides. RefSeq lists its product as uncharacterized. The record is from RefSeq and is a predicted model, not a curated record. The transcript has 2 exons. NCBI's taxonomy places the organism in Eukaryota, Fungi, Ascomycota, Eurotiomycetes, Eurotiales, Aspergillaceae. Bases 213 to 1814 code for a protein of 533 amino acids.